AUGCGAAUUACACGUCAACCAGGAACCGCCACAACGCUCUCCUACAGCGACGAAGAGAACAUUGCUCUCUGGGUUGCAGAACUUCGCCAAGACGGUGUACCCGUCAGCAACCUUUUGCUUCAAUGCAAGGCAUUGGAAGUUGCGGUUUACCUGGGCCUAUCCAAAGAUCAGUUCAAGGCAAGUCCAUCAUGGAUCAAGAGUUUCAUGAAGCGUUGGGGAUUUGCCAUACGAGCCAAAAUACGUUCCGGCCAGGCCAACCUUGAAGUCGGACUGCAGGCUCUAGCAGAGUUCAAGACAACAAUCAGACAGAUCAUUCUGGACAACGACAUCGAAGGCAUCAACAACGCAGAUCAAACGGGGAUUAACUACGAGUACAUACCGAAUCAAACAAUCAACAAGGAAGGCGCGAAGACUGUGUGGAUCAAGUGCUCAGGCCACGAAAAUGACCGAAUGACCGCCAUGCUUCUGGCUGAUGCUAAAGGCACCAAAUACCCGCUGUUUUUGCGAAAUGGCUUCGGGCGUCGUGUUUGGAAUGAAAUCAACGAUUUGCACGACAACUUUCCCCUGCGCAUCUACGGCAACCCGUCAGCUUGGUGGAACAGCGACAUCUCACUACAUUUUUUGGAAUACCACUUUGGCCACCGACGAGGCACGUCUGCAAAGUACGUGCUGCUCCUGUGGGAUGACUUUAGUGCUCAUUUUACCGAGAACGUUACCGUCCGUGCCGAAGAGCUACGAGUGCUCCUUGCUCGCGUGUCGCGAACGUUUACUUGGAUGUGCCAGCCUGCGGACGUUGCCUGGAUGAAACCGAUCAAAGCGUUAAUGUGA
Aphanomyces astaci is the source of this 828-nucleotide messenger RNA. RefSeq lists its product as hypothetical. Gene Ontology annotation, molecular function: DNA binding. Gene Ontology annotation, cellular component: nucleus. NCBI's taxonomy places the organism in Eukaryota, Oomycota, Saprolegniomycetes, Saprolegniales, Verrucalvaceae. The transcript has 2 exons. The record is from RefSeq and is a predicted model, not a curated record. The coding region runs from base 1 to 828 and encodes 275 amino acids.